Molecule: messenger RNA, 1598 nt
Organism: Daldinia caldariorum
Lineage: Eukaryota; Fungi; Ascomycota; Sordariomycetes; Xylariales; Hypoxylaceae
Product: translation initiation factor 2, alpha subunit
Exons: 4
Coding region: 280-1212 (310 amino acids)
Cellular component (GO): eukaryotic translation initiation factor 2B complex; eukaryotic 48S preinitiation complex; multi-eIF complex
Molecular function (GO): translation initiation factor activity; ribosome binding; RNA binding
Source: RefSeq, a predicted model, not a curated record
CCCCACGCUCAGGUCAUAAAGAUUUCCAUCAUUGACAAAUUUGUGACUCUCCUAGCACAGGAACAAAAUAAUUAUUGAUAACACCGACUUAGUGUACCAACGUCGAAGCGCGCAAUCCCGACAGCAACACCAGGAAGCCUGAUUACCAAGAAACUGUUGGCGAAAAGGCACCUUACUGGAUUUCCGAGCCGCAGAGAAAUUUUAAACACCGCCUGCGCGCGUGCAAUCUUGGGCCCAUCAGACAUUUUUCGAGAUCGAGCAUUACUAUUGUUGCCCAAGAUGUCGUUGACAAACUGUCGUUUUUACGAGGAGAAGUAUCCGGAGAUUGAUAGCUUCGUCAUGGUCAAUGUCAAGCAGAUCGCCGAUAUGGGUGCUUACGUCAAACUUCUCGAAUACGACAACAUCGAUGGCAUGAUUCUACUAUCUGAACUUUCGAGACGUCGUAUCCGAAGUAUUCAGAAGCUUAUCCGAGUUGGUCGCAACGAGGUUGUAGUCGUUCUCCGAGUCGAUAAGGAGAAGGGAUAUAUCGAUCUUUCGAAGCGCCGAGUCUCUCCCGAGGAUAUCGUUAAGUGUGAGGAACGGUACAACAAGAGCAAGAUGGUCCACUCCAUCAUGCGCCACGUAGCCGAGAAGACUCAAACACCCAUCGAGACUCUAUACGAAAGCAUAGCUUGGCCGUUGAAUAAGAGAUACGGCCACUCCAUCGACGCGUUCAAGCUUUCCAUAACGAACCCCGACGUAUGGAACGAUAUCACAUUCCCUAGCGAGCCGGUAGCGGAGGAGCUCAAGUCGUACAUCGGAAAGCGCUUGACUCCUCAGCCUACAAAGGUCCGUGCCGACAUCGAGGUCACCUGCUUCGAAUACGAUGGAAUCGAUGCUGUCAAGACCGCCUUAAGAACAGCAGAGGCGCGAAAUACCGAGGACAACCAGGUUAAAGUGAGACUCGUCUCCCCGCCGCUCUACGUCUUAACAAGCACAUGUCUGGACAAGAACGUCGGUAUAAGCCGACUAGAGGAAGCUAUCGUCGACAUCCGCAACAGCAUCACCAGCGCAGGCGGCCAACUCGUAGUCAAGAUGGAACCCAAGGCGGUGACGGACUCGGACGACGCCGAGCUGCAGGCGCUGAUGGAGAAGCGCGAGCGCGAGAACGCGGAGGUCAGCGGAGACGAGAGUGUCAGCGAGAGCGACGACAACAUUCCCGAGACUGUCUAAACUAAUCGGUUCGACUUCGGUUCAUUUCAAUUAGUUUCACCGCGAUAAGGGGUGUACGGGCUAGGUAAAAAAGGGUACCUACCUAGAGGUCAUUGACAUUCAGGGGUCAUAAAAAAAGUACCUAGCAUGCGAAUAGAGCAUUUUGUGUUUUUUCGGAAUGAAAUAAAUCCUCCAAAUUCCCGUCCCUGUGUUGAUACCUUGAAACGAGUUAGGUGAGGUUGUUUUGUAGGAAUUAUGCUACUUCUUAAUUGUCUAAUACAGCUUAACUAUCCCAUUUUAAUUAUUGAUUAUUGGUAGAUCGCCUGCUACGUUGAUGCCAGGGGAUGAGAUGGGAGAUGAGAUGGGAUGAAACCCAAGAAACUUGGUGGUUAUUUACAUUUAUGUGC